AUGUCUCACUUGCCCAGACCACAAAACCGGGUCUAUGGCCCAGCCACCUUAAGUGAGAAAAGUGAAGAGAAUACCGGUGGCGGAACAGCCUCUCGGACAGAGCAAAUUGACAACCCCCAACCGAGCGAAGGGGACCAGUCUCGUGGAGGACAGUCAAAUAGUCCACUUAAUUACCCGUCGAGAUCGCCUUUUUUCAGAACUUUCUCCAGAUCCUCGAGUGGAUAUUUUUCAUUCGACUACGAUUCUGUUCCAAGUUCUCCACUAAUGACACAUAACAAGUCUACCCAGACACCGAGUCCAACUUGCCAAGUUAUCACUCAUGCAUUGCAACGUAUGUCCCAAGUGCAAGACAGCGGUCAAAACCAUGAUGUAUGGGCUGCUGUCCCUAGCCGCUACAGAGCACACACACCGCCACCUGUGGGGGACAUGCAACCAGAGGUGUGUGUAGGACGGGAGUUACGGCGCAUUGGCGAUGAAUUCAAUCACCUUUACCUACAAGGGGCUCGCGCAGGCAGGAAUGGAGAAGCCGCUCCGGCAGGCCUGCAGCAGGGCCAAAAUGAGCCCGCCCUCUUGCUGUGGGUGGGUCUCUUGAUUGGACGACUAUUACAGAUCAUCUUAAGAAGAAGAUGA
This is a messenger RNA of Chanos chanos (milkfish), 630 nucleotides long. RefSeq names its product BCL2 like 11 (gene bcl2l11). The transcript is spliced from 4 exons. Bases 1 to 630 code for a protein of 209 amino acids. The record is from RefSeq and is a predicted model, not a curated record. Lineage: Eukaryota; Metazoa; Chordata; Actinopteri; Gonorynchiformes; Chanidae.